CUAAACAGUCUUUUGGGCUUGGAGCCGGAGACAAACUGUAAUAAAAUUGAACCGCUCAAGACUUCCGUAAAAACAAUAGUUAUUAUUAUUAAAAUUAGUAGAUAGUAAGGUACGAACAGCCUUGCGUGGUGAUAGUUACGUUAAAAAUUUCAGUAUCUUAUAAAUAUCUAAUAACAAAAUAAUAUUAAAUAAAUUCGGAAAAGAUGACGUUUCUGCACGGGAGUGCAUCGGAAGAGCUCGUCUCUGACUUGGUGCGCAACAGAGAGAUAUGCCACUGAGGCCCCACGUAUACACAUAUGUCUGUCAGGAGCCUCCAUCGCCGGGUGUCUGGACCCGGGGGAUACGUGCACCACUUCUACAACCAAGACGGAGAGAAGACAUUACUCAUUACAAAAGCUAGGUCAGCGGAGCAGUCUGUCAUAUGGAGAGACGGAGGUGGUGGCGGCUGCGUCGAAGGCGGCGGUGGCGGAGUUGGAAGUGGUGGAGGUGGCGCGGACCGUCGCGGAACAAGUGCUCGUCGCGCACCCAGUCUCCGACUGGCCAACGGUCGUGUUGCUGCCGCUCAGUCCGAAGAAGAAAUCCGUUCACCACCGCCGCGUCGGCUUGCCAAGGAUGACUCGAUCAAGAUCAGUAUCGAAAACACCAACACGUGCACUGAUUCGCUGGUCACCGCGCUAGACGACGAGACGCUACUCAUACAGGAUUUUUUAUCCAACGAUAUGAAUUACAAAGGCAGUGGAAAAGUGCACUUCGGGGUGGACGAUGUGUCGCUUUACGGCACCCCAAAGGAAGAACCAGGGCCGACCCCGCUGGGGUCGGCGGAGGUCAAGCAAAGCUUCCUCAAAAACCAACUGCAAGCUCUCUUCCAACCAACGGAUAAUAAGUUGGCAAUGAAACUUUUCGGAUCGAAGAAGGCGCUUAUGAAAGAACGAAUCCGACAAAAGGCCUCCGGUCAUUGGGUCAUACAUCCAUGUUCCAGUUUUCGGUAAGUGAUUUGAAAAUUGUUUCUAGUUUCUAAACUUAUUUACCGAA
Messenger RNA from Agrilus planipennis (emerald ash borer), 1032 nucleotides. RefSeq lists its product as uncharacterized. The transcript has 4 exons. NCBI's taxonomy places the organism in Eukaryota, Metazoa, Arthropoda, Insecta, Coleoptera, Buprestidae. Bases 297 to 989 code for a protein of 230 amino acids. The record is from RefSeq and is a predicted model, not a curated record.